AUGGGGACCAACCGGCCGCCGCCACGCACCAAGGACUUCUUCGCAGCUCCGGUGCUCUCCCUCUCACUUGCAGGUGUGUUUGGCCGGGACAAUGGACCGCCUGCGGCGGCGGCGGCGGGUGGAGACGAGCUAGAGGAAGGCGACGAGGUGCAGGCUGCAGCAGGCGAGGCGGUGGAGAUCAGCAGCAGUGGGAAUACGGGGCCAGGCGGCAGCCGGUCCCAGUCUGGCGGUGGCUCCGGGGAGGACGGCGGCCAUGACGCUGCCGACGGAGGGGGCGACAGGAAGAGGAGGAAGAACUACCACAGGCACACCGCUGAACAAAUCAGAGUUAUGGAAGCGCUAUUCAAAGAAUCCCCGCAUCCAGAUGAGAGGCAGCGGCAGCUGCUCAGCAAGCAGCUAGGCCUUUCUGCACGACAAGUCAAGUUCUGGUUUCAGAACCGGCGAACUCAGAUCAAGGCAAUUCAGGAGCGGCACGAGAACUCGCUUCUCAAGUCCGUGCUGGACAAGCUCCAGCAGGAGCACCGCGCGAUGAGAGAGCUCGCCAGGAAGCCAUCUCGCUGUCCAAACUGCGGCGCCGCGGCAGCCUCCGGCGACGCCGCCGUCGCGGCGGCCACCCGAGAACAGCGGCUGCGCCUCGAGAACGCCAAGCUCAAAGCCGAGAUAGAGAAGCUGCGAGGGACGCCAGGAAAGGCCACCGCCGCCGACGGAGCAGCCUCGCCGCCGCGCUCCGCGACCGCUGCGCGGACGAACUGCAAGAGCCCACCGUUGCAUGGCCACGACGACAGGCCGAGGAUCUUGGAGCUGGCCGGCCGUGCUCUGGACGAGCUGGUGGCGAUGUGCUCCUCCGGUGAGCCUCUGUGGGUGCGGGCCGUCGAGACCGGCAGGGACAUUCUGAACUACGACGAGUACGUGCGCUUGUUCCGGCGCGACCACGAUGGUUCCGGCGAUCAGCUGCCCGGGUGGUCGGUUGAGGUGUCCAGGGAAUGCGGACUUGCUUACCUUGACACGAUGCAGUUUGUGCAUGCUUUCAUGGACGUGGAGCGAUGGAAGGAGCUAUUCCCUUCCAUGAUCUCAAAUGCAGCGGUGUUGGAUGUGAUCAGCACGGGCGAGGACGAUGGCCGAGACGGCGUAGUGCAGCUGAUGUAUGCAGAGCUCCAGAUGCUGACACCAAUGGUCCCCACGAGGGAGUUCUACUUCGCCCGCCACUGCAAGAAGCUGGCCGCGGAGAGAUGGGCCAUCGUCGACGUGUCGACGUUCGACGAGUUUGAGGCAGGCGUCCACGCGUCGUCCCCGGUCAGGUGCUUCAAGAAACCCUCCGGUUGCGUCAUUGAAGAGCAGACCAAUGGCCAAUGCAAGGUGACCUGGGUGGAGCACACCAGAUGCCGCAGGCGCACGGUCCCGCCGGUGUACCGGGCGGUCACCGCGAGCGGCGUGGCGUUCGGCGCGAGACGCUGGGUGGCCGCGCUCCAGCUCCAGUGCGAGAGGAUGGUCUUCGCCGUGGCGACCAACGUUCCGACGAGGGACUCCAACGGAGUCUCCACGCUCGCAGGCAGGAGGAGCGUCCUGAAGCUGGCGCACCGGAUGACGUCGAGCCUCUGCCGCACCAUCGGUGGAUCGCGUGACAUGAUGUGGAGCCGGGCGCCGAAAGGUGGCGGCGGCGACGACAUCUGGUGGUCGUCCCGGACGAACUCCGGCGACGACCCUGGGGAGCCGCAGGGGCUGGUCACUUGCGCCGCGCUGUCGACGUGGCUGCCGGUGAAUCCGACGGCUAUCCUCGACUUACUAAGGGACGAAUCACGGAGACCAGAGUGGGAUGUGAUGCUACCGGGAAACUCUCUUCAAAUCUGCGUGAAUCUCGCAAAGGGGAAGGACCGUACCAACUGCGUCACCGUCUACGCCGUGCGACCGGAAGACGGAGGAGGGAGCGGGGGCGGCAAGUGGGUCCUCCAGGACAUCUGCACCAACCCCUGCGAGUCCACGACCGCGUACGCAGCGAUCGACGCCGCCGCGCUGCAGCCGGUCACCGCCGGGCACGACUCGAGCGGCGUGGCCUUCCUGCCCUGCGGGUUCAUCUCGGUGAUGCCGGAUGGGCUGGAGUCCAGGCCGGCCGUGAUCACCGCGUCGGGGAACGUGGCGGCUGGGGCCGGGUCGUUGGUCACCGUAGCGUUUCAAGUCCUGGCCAGCUCGUCGCCGGCGGCGACGCUCGCGACGGACUCGCUGGAGGCCGCGACGGGCCUGGUCUCCUCCACUCUGGACAAAGUCAGGAAAGCCCUGGGGUGCGAGGAUGACUUCUAGACGGGACGCCCACGUCUGCAGGGAAAGUGGUGAAUGGGUGGAUGCGUCCUAAAAACUGUUCUCCUCAUCUGCGUUCUACAUCACGAGACCACGUUCGCAAGGCAGCUUUGAGAUCGUGACUUACCAUGAAGACAUGGCACGGUGCCAUGGUGGACUGGUGGUGUUUUACGGCGCGUGCACAGACAACACAGUACAGCUAAAGAAAUAUAAAACUACACGGACUGUAAAUGAACAAAUAAGCGUUAAAAAUCCCUGUUUUGAAUUUUACUUUAGUUCAGCAACCAACCUGUUUGCUGUACAAUUGUUGCAAAA
Molecule: messenger RNA, 2607 nt
Organism: Oryza brachyantha (malo sina)
Lineage: Eukaryota; Viridiplantae; Streptophyta; Magnoliopsida; Poales; Poaceae
Product: homeobox-leucine zipper protein ROC9
Exons: 12
Coding region: 1-2295 (764 amino acids)
Biological process (GO): regulation of DNA-templated transcription
Molecular function (GO): DNA-binding transcription factor activity, RNA polymerase II-specific; lipid binding; DNA binding
Source: RefSeq, a predicted model, not a curated record